Messenger RNA from Psammomys obesus (fat sand rat), 1069 nucleotides. RefSeq names its product U3 small nucleolar RNA-associated protein 18 homolog. Gene Ontology annotation, molecular function: protein binding. Gene Ontology annotation, cellular component: Pwp2p-containing subcomplex of 90S preribosome; small-subunit processome. The record is from RefSeq and is a predicted model, not a curated record. Gene Ontology annotation, biological process: rRNA processing. Lineage: Eukaryota; Metazoa; Chordata; Mammalia; Rodentia; Muridae.
AAGCGCUGGCACAUGCGCAGUGGCGCUCCACGUGAACGUGUGCGUUUCUCCUCAGACCCGAGGAUGCCGCCCGAACGCCGGAGCCGGACGAAGGCAGCUCGGAGAGCCGGCGCGACGCCGGGGAGGAAAGCCAGACCCGGGAGCGGCAGGACGCCCCGGAAGUCCGCCGGUUCAUCCCAACGGACGCAGCCGGCCGGGCCGAGGGCGGCCCCUAGCGCGGUCACCGCGGCGGCGGCGGCGGCGGCGGAGGAGGAGGAGAGCCGGCUCCGGCAGCGGAACCGCUUGACGCUCGAAGACUUGGACAAGCCGGCCGCCGAGCGGUGCCUGGAGCAGCUUGUCUUCGGCGACGUCGAGGGCGACGAGGACGCGCUGCUGCGGCGGCUGGGGAGCUCGCGGGGACAACUGCAUGGAAGCUCAGAUGACUCGGAAGUGGAAAAUGAAACGAAAGAUAAUCUUCCUCAGAAGAAGAAGCCAGUUUGGGUGGAUGAAGAUGAUGAGGAAGAGGAAAUAGUUGAUAUGAUGAACAAUCGGUUUCGGAAAGAUAUAAUGAAAAAUGCCAGCGAAAGUAAACUUACAAAAGAUAAGCUUCAAAAGAGGCUUAAAGAAGAAUUCCAGCAUGCCAUGGGAGGAGUACCUGAUUGGGCAGAGACUGGGAGCAAGCGGAGAAUGUCUUCAGAUGAUGAAAGUGAAGAGGAUGAAGAUGAUUUGUUGCAAAGGACUGGGAAUUUCAUAUCCACAUCCACUUCUCUUCCAAGAGGAAUCUUGAAGAUGAAGAACUGCCGGCCUGCCAAUGCUGAACGGCCGACCACUGCUCGAAUAUCAUCAGUGCAGUUCCAUCCUGGUGCACAGGUGGUGAUGGUCUCUGGGGUAGAUAAUGCUAUCUCAUUGUUUCAGGUUGAUGGCAAAACAAACCCUAAAAUCCAGAGCAUCUAUUUGGAAAAGUUUCCAAUCUUUAAGGCUUGUUUCAGUGCUAACGGAGAACAGGUUUUAGCCACAAGUAUGCACAGCAAGGUUCUUUAUGUCUAUGAUAUGCUAGCUGGAAAGCUAACUCCUGUACACCAAGUGAGAG